GGCAAUAAACCGCGGUGAAGUGCGGGUAAAUUAAGCAGCGUUGGUUAAACAGGAUGAAGAUGAAACGCACGGAUCUAACGUGGGAUUAUUUGCUGGCGAUGGUGUCGAGCAUGAACGGCACAAAUAACUGGCCGCCGGCCGAGGUGUCCGAGGACCCUCCGGCAUGGUCCGCCCUCCCGAUUUUAACCCUGAUUAUCCUCGCCGGCACCGUCCUGGGGAACGCGGCGCUGCUGGUGUACCUCCGCUGGAUCCGCGUGCACCUCGACGUCCUGUGGAUGUACCUGGGGAACCUCCUGCUCGCCAACAUCCUGUACCAGGGCGUCACGGGGUCCCUGGCGGUCAUCGACCGGGUGUAUUCCUACUGGUGGUUGGCGGACGCCGUCUGUACGCUGUAUUUAUACGCCCAGUACGCCCUGCUCCUCGUCCAGAUCACCGCCCGCGGCCUGGUGACCCUCCAGGCCCUGUUCCUGUGUUUCGGACACGCCCGGUGGAUCGGGCAGCGCACGGUGGCGGGGUACGUGUGUCUGGGGGGCUGGGUGGCUGUCCAUGCGUACUGCGCGUUCGGGAUUGUCCGGGACGCCGGGAGCCGUAUCCCGCUGGACUACUUCGGGUGCCGGAUGAACGUGUUUGUCGCCGCGGUGCGCGGAUGGUUGGCGGCGUUCGGGGCGGCGCGGGUGGCGCUGUUCCUGUUCGUCGUCGUGGGGUUCGUGGUGCUGGCGUGCAAGCAGCCGGUGGUGUAUAAGAACGGGAAAGACCGGGAGGUCACGGAGGUAACGCGGAAGACGGAGCUGCACAGCGAGGUCGAGAAACCCAAGGUGGAGGAAAAGAAAAAGGAUACUAAAAAGGAGGCGGAGGAGAAGAAGAAGGAGACGAAGAAGGAGAAGAAAAAAGAGAAGGACAAGGAGAAGGAAAAGGCGGAGCGGGAGAAGGAGCUGAGUCUUAGCCAGCCGGUGCCGUCGUCGGAAUUCGUCACCACGGCGAGACUGGCCACUUAUACAGGACUGGAGCUGCACUUGACCACAUCGGCAUCCACGAACGGCCUCCCCGUCCCGGAGGACCUCCCGGGCCCCUCGAACGGUCCCCCAGGCACCAUGGACACCCCCUCCGACUCCGGCCUGACCCCGCAGCUGUUCCAGUGCAUCAACCGGCGUCUGACCCUCCUCGUUCUGCUCUGCUGGACCCCCAAGGUCAUCCACAUGCUCCUGGACAUCGCCAUGCCCCGCAGCGCCCCGGCGCCCAACGUCCGCGACGGUCUCUCGUUGUGGUACGACCUGGCCGGGAUGCUGGACCCCUUGGUCGUGUUCCUCAGCGUCCCGGCGUUGCGCCGCCCCGGCCGGCGUCGCCACCAGGCCACCACCCAGGAAAUUACCGUCAAUGUCGUCAGCACGGUAUAAUAUUACAGCGCUGGUGUUGUUUGUGAUAGACGCUGCAGCUCUGUAUUACGCAAAACCUAGCACAGUUCUUUUCGAGUAAUUA
Paramacrobiotus metropolitanus is the source of this 1476-nucleotide messenger RNA. RefSeq lists its product as uncharacterized. Bases 54 to 1394 code for a protein of 446 amino acids. NCBI's taxonomy places the organism in Eukaryota, Metazoa, Tardigrada, Eutardigrada, Parachela, Macrobiotidae. The transcript has 2 exons. The record is from RefSeq and is a predicted model, not a curated record. Gene Ontology annotation, molecular function: corazonin receptor activity. Gene Ontology annotation, biological process: neuropeptide signaling pathway.